AUGCUGAAAUAUGCUCUUGUCUGGAUUUUCGUUGCCUUCUUGGUAUCCGUAUCAUUUGGAUUUGAUGACAAAGAAGACGAGAUAGACUGUGUAAUAUCUUGUGGAGAUGAUGUUGAGGAAUGGAAGGAUUGUGCCGCUAAAUGUUAUGGUGGCUUCAUGGAUGACAGUGACAAUACAUUCUUGGCUUGUGAAACAGACUGUGUUGACAGAUUCUACAAACCAGAUGUUGAAGAAUCAGAGCUCACAGAUUUGGAGGAAUGUGCUCAAAAAUGUGUAGAUGACUAUCUUCAGGAUGAAGGUGGAAAGAAGAAAGUUUGA
Caenorhabditis remanei is the source of this 318-nucleotide messenger RNA. RefSeq lists its product as uncharacterized. The record is from RefSeq and is a predicted model, not a curated record. NCBI's taxonomy places the organism in Eukaryota, Metazoa, Nematoda, Chromadorea, Rhabditida, Rhabditidae. The coding region runs from base 1 to 318 and encodes 105 amino acids. The transcript has 2 exons.